CAUCACACUCCCCAUCUCUAACACACACAUACCCCCAACUAACAAUAAUUCCUUCACUUGCAGAACUUAGUUCUCUGUUGCAUCAUCAUCAUCUUCAUUAGUGUUAGCCCUAAACUUCACCUUCAACCAUGACCACAGUGCCACCACACAGUGUCCAAGUGCACACAACAACACACCGCUACGAAGCCGGCGUCGUCCCGCCGGCUCGUUUUGAGGCGCCGCGUUACGAAGCCGGCAUCAAGGCGCCCUCUUCCAUUUACCAUUCCGAGAGAGGUCCGACGACCUCUCAGGUUCUCGCAGUUGUCGCCGGCCUUCCGGUCGGCGGCAUCCUCCUGCUCCUGGCAGGACUGACCCUGGCUGGAACUCUCACCGGGCUGGUGGUGGCAACACCGCUCUUCAUCAUCUUCAGCCCGGUGCUGAUUCCGGCCACGGUCGCAAUUGGCCUGGCCGUGGCCGGGUUCCUGACGUCGGGAGUCUUUGGGCUCACGGCGCUGUCGUCCUUCUCCUGGAUCCUGAACUACAUCCGGGAGACCCAGCCGGCGUCGGAGAAUCUGGCCGCUGCGGCGAAGCACCAUCUGGCGGAGGCGGCGGAGUACGUGGGGCAGAAGACCAAAGAAGUAGGGCAGAAAACCAAGGAAGUUGGGCAGGAUAUUCAGAGCAAGGCACAAGAUACAAGGGAAGCAGCUGCAAGAGAUGCAAGAGAUGCAAGGGAAGCAGCUGCAAGAGAUGCAAGGGAUGCAAAGGUGGAGGCGAGAGAUGUAAAGAGAACAACAGUGACAGCAACAACCGCAACCGCAUGAACGUGAUGAGUAUUAAUGUGUUGUUAUGAACUUAUGAUGUUGGUUUAUGUGGGGAAAUAAAUGAUGUAUGUACCUCUUCUUGCCUAUGUAGUAGGUUUGGGUGUUUUGUUGUCUAGCUUUGCUUAUUUAGUAAUUAGUAGAAGGGACGUUCGUUCGUGUCUCAUAAAAAGGGGUACUACCACUCUGGCAAUGUGAUUUGUAUUUGAUGAAUUCAAUGUGAAAUGUGUUUUGCGUUGGUGUAUGUAA
Messenger RNA from Glycine soja, 1046 nucleotides. Its product is annotated as P24 oleosin. Gene Ontology annotation, biological process: lipid storage; response to freezing; seed oilbody biogenesis. The coding region runs from base 129 to 800 and encodes 223 amino acids. Gene Ontology annotation, cellular component: membrane; monolayer-surrounded lipid storage body. The transcript has a single exon. Lineage: Eukaryota; Viridiplantae; Streptophyta; Magnoliopsida; Fabales; Fabaceae. The record is from RefSeq and is a predicted model, not a curated record.